AUGGCUUUGUCCGUCUCCAGCCUGCUCUCCAGCGAAGUGUAUGAGCACCGGACCUGCGGCAUGCAGCGGGAGCUGCUGGCAGAGGUAAGAGUGGCCAUGAAAGCGCUGCCGGACACAGAGAAGGCGCAGGAGCUCUGCCAGAAGGUCUUGGGGAUGCUCCCUGGAUCCAAUGCCGCUGUUCUGCUUUCACCGGCCAUGGGUAAGCCCUUUGCAGAGGCAUCACGAGGGAGCGAUCCGACGUUAAUCGUGACUGGGCAUUCUGUCCACAUGUUCUGCGGUCUUAUGGAGGGCUUGAGCAUGAGUCUGACAUGA
This is a messenger RNA of Symbiodinium necroappetens, 312 nucleotides long. The record is from the annotation of a GenBank genome assembly. NCBI's taxonomy places the organism in Eukaryota, Dinophyceae, Suessiales, Symbiodiniaceae.